CACAUUGAGGAAGUAUAAAGAAGACUUGGGGAAGCCAUAUAAUAGAAUUACAUUAUAUUUAUGUCCUGAUGAACCCGACAAUAUGAAUUCAGAAGACAUUGGCAGUGAUGAUCACCAUCAGUAUGAUCGUGAUCAAAAUGUCAGGAAAAAGGAACAAAAAGAAAAUGACACUGCAGGAUAUAUUGGUCCACAAAACAGUGAUGAUGGUAAAUGUCCCAUUGAAAUUGAUUCAGAUUCUGAAAGACAACUUGAUAGAAUCAAUUCUAGUAACAGUGUACCACCAAGUUAUGGCGCAACACAACAACAUGAUAAGAGCUCUAGUUCCAAUAAUAAUAUUGUGCAAAGUAAUGAAAUUGAUGCAUCUUCAUCUGAUACAAUGAUGUUGCUUACUGCUAAUGAUGACUUGCUGUAUGCAUCUUUGCUUUUUGAUGAGAAUAUGCCUUGGAGUGAUUCAGAAAGCGAAUAUUAACAGGACCCAGCAGUACCAUUGGAGAUUACAGAUGAUGACAAAUCUUUGCAAGACAUACUUUCAAAUUUAAAUACUCAAAUUAACUCCAAUGAAAUAUCCAAGUUUAAU
Dendronephthya gigantea is the source of this 577-nucleotide messenger RNA. RefSeq lists its product as uncharacterized. The transcript is spliced from 3 exons. NCBI's taxonomy places the organism in Eukaryota, Metazoa, Cnidaria, Anthozoa, Malacalcyonacea, Nephtheidae. The record is from RefSeq and is a predicted model, not a curated record. Bases 83 to 469 code for a protein of 128 amino acids.